Molecule: messenger RNA, 1756 nt
Organism: Vidua chalybeata
Lineage: Eukaryota; Metazoa; Chordata; Aves; Passeriformes; Viduidae
Gene: PLRG1
Product: pleiotropic regulator 1
Exons: 15
Coding region: 60-1610 (516 amino acids)
Biological process (GO): mRNA splicing, via spliceosome
Cellular component (GO): catalytic step 2 spliceosome; precatalytic spliceosome; Prp19 complex
Molecular function (GO): protein binding
Source: RefSeq, a predicted model, not a curated record
GCGGGAAGGCGCCGGAAGUGGCUCCAUAGCGGCCGCGGCGGGGGGAGUUCGGCGGCGCCAUGGCGGAGGAAGUCCAAAAGCAUUCUGUGCACACACUUGUGUUCAGGUCUUUGAAGAGAACCCAUGACAUGUUUGUAGCUGAUAAUGCCAAGCCUAUCCCAUUGGAUGAAGAAAGUCACAAGGUGAAGAUGGCAGUCAAGCUGCGCACGGAGUACGGCUCAGUGCUACACAUGCCCACGCUCAAAGAGAACCUGAGGGAGAAAGGAGGCCCCAACACUGGGGAUCCAUAUGGACACAAACAGUAUUCUGGAAAUCAAGGACAAGAAGUUGAGUAUAUGGUAACUGGUACACACCCAUACCCGUCUGGGCCUGGUGUGGCUUUGACAGCAGAUACUAAGGUCCAGAGGAUGCCAAGUGAAUCUGCAGCACAGUCCUUAGCUGUAGCACUUCCUGCUUCCCAGUCCAGGCUGGAUGCAAACCGGACAGCUGCUGGUGUGGGUGACAUUUACAGGCAUGCUGGAAUAUCUGAGCGUUCCCAACCUCCUGGGAUGUCUGUGGCUAUGGUGGAAGCUGGUGGAAACAAAAAUUCUGCGUUGAUGCCAAAGAAGGCUCCAACCAUGCCCAAACCUCAGUGGCAUCCACCUUGGAAACUGUAUAGAGUUAUCAGUGGUCAUCUGGGCUGGGUGAGAUGUAUUGCAGUAGAACCAGGAAAUCAGUGGUUUGUUACUGGCUCUGCUGACAGAACCAUAAAGAUUUGGGACCUUGCUAGUGGCAAAUUGAAAUUGUCUUUGACGGGACACAUCAGUACUGUACGCGGGGUGAUAGUAAGUGCAAGAAGUCCAUACCUCUUUUCCUGUGGAGAAGACAAACAAGUGAAAUGCUGGGAUCUUGAAUACAAUAAGGUUAUCAGACAUUACCAUGGUCAUCUAAGUGCUGUUUAUGGCUUAGACUUGCAUCCAACAAUAGAUGUGCUGGUGACAUGCAGCAGAGAUUCAACAGCACGAAUUUGGGAUGUAAGGACAAAAGCCAGUGUGCACACACUGUCAGGACACACAAAUGCAGUAGCAACUGUGAAGUGCCAAGCUGCAGAACCACAAAUUAUUACAGGCAGUCAUGAUACUACCAUACGGCUCUGGGACUUGGUGGCAGGAAAAACUCGUGUUACUUUAACAAAUCACAAGAAAUCAGUAAGAGCAGUAGUGCUGCAUCCAAGACAUUACACAUUUGCAUCUGGCUCUCCAGAUAAUAUUAAGCAGUGGAAAUUCCCAGAUGGAAACUUCAUUCAGAAUCUCUCUGGUCACAAUGCUAUUAUAAACACACUGGCUGUAAAUUCCGAUGGUGUUCUGGUCUCAGGAGCUGAUAAUGGCACUAUGCACCUUUGGGACUGGAGAACUGGAUACAACUUCCAGAGAGUACAUGCAGCUGUACAGCCGGGUUCUUUGGACAGUGAAUCAGGAAUAUUUGCUUGUGUUUUUGACCAGUCAGAAAGCAGAUUGCUAACAGCUGAAGCUGAUAAAACCAUAAAAGUAUACAAAGAAGAUGAUACUGCGACUGAAGAAACCCAUCCUGUCAGCUGGAAACCAGAAAUUAUCAAGAGAAAGCGAUUUUAGUGUGGCAACAUACUACUUCCGUAAUUUUGUUUUGGCUUUCCUGAGAGCAUUCAGUCACAUUUUGUUCUGCCUAGAACAGCAGAGCAAGAAGUCAGCUAAGUCAUUGCUAUUUCAACAUGUUUUAUAAUAAAUUUUAUUUCUCUUUC